Messenger RNA from Clarias gariepinus (North African catfish), 8371 nucleotides. It is a transcript of the gene setd1a, whose product is annotated as SET domain containing 1A, histone lysine methyltransferase. Bases 325 to 6921 code for a protein of 2198 amino acids. Gene Ontology annotation, cellular component: Set1C/COMPASS complex. Gene Ontology annotation, molecular function: RNA binding; protein binding; histone H3K4 methyltransferase activity. The record is from RefSeq and is a predicted model, not a curated record. Lineage: Eukaryota; Metazoa; Chordata; Actinopteri; Siluriformes; Clariidae. The transcript has 21 exons.
GGCGCUCUGUAUUAUUCACUGUUUUUGACUAAACCGCGCUCGGAGGUGAGAUGUAAAGGUUUGUAAGGUUUCGGAUUUGCACCGGAACUCAAGCGACGCUUUCUGAGAUGUGACUGUGGCCCUGAGGCGGAGUUAAACUGCGUGUUUUCCUCAGCGCUCAGGGUUUGGUGUUUUUUCCCGGCCGACGGAGCGGAGUGUAGGCCUGACCGCUCGCGCGCUAGCACAGUUAGCUCACAGCGCUCGCGCAUCAUGUCACAGGUCUGGAUUUUAAUAGUUUAAGAUUAGAAACCUGACCGGAAGUGAAGUUAAAUAAAAAGUAAUAGCAUGGAUCCAGACAGCGGGGCGGACACCCAGCGAACUCUCAGCCUGCAAUGGAAGAGCUACAAACUCCUCCAGGACCCGGCCAUCCGCAGGGUUGCUCAGAAAAUUUACAGAUACGAUGGGAUUCACUUCAGCGUCCCGGACUCAGGGUUUCCUCCUGUGGGGGAGUUACGUGACCCCCGACCUCGGCGAAUCUGGUCCAGACACACGGAGAUGACACUUCCUCUGCCCAAAUUUAAGCUGGACGAGUACUACGUGGGUCCCAUCCCGCUCAAAGAAGUGACGUUUGCUCGCCUGAACGACAACAUCAAAGAGCCCUUCCUGUUAGAGAUGUGCAAUAAAUUUGGUGAGGUGGAGGAAAUGGAGAUUCUGUUCCACCCCAAGACACGGAAGCACUUGGGUUUGGCGCGCGUCCUCUUCACCAGCACCAGAGGGGCCAAAGACACGGUCAAGCACCUGCACAACACCUCAGUCAUGGGCAACAUCGUCCACGCACAACUCGACAUCAAAGGUCAGCAGAGGAUGAAGUACUACGACCUGAUCGUUAGUGGGUCGUACACACCUCAGACUGUACCCACAGGAGGAAAAGCCCUGAGCGAGAAGUUUCAGCCCCCUGCUCCAGCGCAGCCCGACACUUCGUCUGAUAUCAGGCGGAAGCUCUCUACCGAUCAGAUGCCUGUCCCUCCUCUUGGCAGCACCACUCCAUGCUCUGUGGACACCGGAUUUCCAGAGCAGCGCCUGGACACACCGCCACCCGCCCUCGGUGGGACGUACACCCCCGGCUCCUCGUGUUCUUCGCAGGGUGGUGGAACCCCGUACACCUCACGCUCUGGAACACCCUUUUCCCAGGAUUCAGGAUACUCUGGGGGCAGGCACGGAGCGUAUGGCAGCGGUUUCCCCGCGCAGGACAUGAUCCCAUCAUCUUCUUGCUCUUCGUCUGCCGUUUCGUCCUCGUCCGGGUUCAAGCCUCGCUAUUACGACGAGCCUCACGGAGUUCCUCCACAAGAUCCCACAGCGUACCAGCGGGGUCGGCCCGGGUUUCCUCCUCCACCUCCUGUCCCCUGUUACCCCCCGUAUCACAACGCCGGUGCUGCUGGCACGCACAUGCCCCCUCACCCUCACAUGCCCCCCUCGGGUUCCCUGUAUGAGUCUCCGCCUGUGGCAGAACGAGAGCGGGACAGGGAGCGGGACCGAGACCGGGGGCAGAGAGACAGAGACAGGGAGCGAGAUAGAGACUCUGGGGCGCGCUACGGAGCGUCUCGACGUUCCUCUUAUCACCACCAACAGGACGCGAACUCCUCGUCCAAGUCGUCCUAUCAUUCGCACCACUCGCACCGGGAGGAGCGGGACAGCAGGUCGUAUCGAAGAGACAACUCGGCCUCGAGGGAGCAUGGAAGGCAUCGAAACCACCACCACUCACACAACCACCACGGGCGGAGGAGGGACAGCAGGGACCGGGAGGGGGGGGAUUACCCAAACAGCUCCGACCCACGAUACAGAGGACACACCAACUCCAGCCAUCGCUCCUCCAACAGCAUGUCUCCUCCGCCCGCCUCAUACGGAGCAUACAAUCCGGCUAAAGAGCUGCCGACUCAUGACGCUCCGUCUUCGUCCCGUCUGGAGCCGUCUCCCCCCUUCAGGUCAGGAGACAGGGCAAGCGCAAGUAGCGAUAACGAUUAUCGAUCCCACCAUGCACCGCUACACCCCCCGCCUCCACCUCCACCGCCUCCUCUUCCUCCUGCCUCCGUCAUCGCGGCGGCGGUGGCUGAAACUCUGAGCUCGCUAGACUUCGGGCAGGAGAGUCCAGUCCGGGAGGAGCAAUGGAGUAAACCCAAACGACGUCCCAGCACCCCACCUCAGCCUCCGCGCACCCCUCCACCCUCUUCCCCGCCCCAUGCCUCUGUUCCUUCCUCAUCCACAUCACCAUCCUCCACCUCUUUGCCUCACCACCACCCCUCCUCUACGGCGUCCCUCUCCCCGCCAGACGCGUUGCGAGACUCCUCCUCCCCGGAGCCGGACUCCACCAAUGAGAGCCUUCCGUUUGUUCACCACUGCAGCAGUUUGGACUCACGAAUUGAGAUGCUGUUAAAGGAGCAGAAAUCCAAAUUCUCCUUCCUCGCCUCCGACGACGAGGAUGAAGAAAAGAAAGACGAAGGAGCACAAGGAGGCUCAAGAAAGCCGAGGGAAGAGGGUGGAGACAGGGAGAUGGACGGAGGACAGCAGAGGAGAAUAGACAGGAGGAGCAGGGUGAGAAAACAGACGGCGCCACCAGGGGCAGGAGAAGCUAGGAAAAGUCCCACAGAUAUGACCUCCUUCGCCGCCUCCGUAUCACUGUCAGAGACGGUGCAGGUUCAGCAGGUCCUUGUGCACGAGGAACACCUGGCGUCUGACACGCAGAAGGUUACCGGUGCGCACACACCUCCCACCUACAACGGAGAACAACCGCCGUCCCCUCAUUCCUCUGGAGAAGACAUGGAGAUCUCUGACGAAGAUGAUGGUGGCGGUGGUGGCAUCGCCACAGUAACGCAGCACCACGCCUCGUCAUCAUCCUCCCCUGCCCCGUCAUCUCAGUCGGCCCUGCCCUCUCAGGGCGCAGAACCGUCGUCGGGAUCGCCCCCGGACAGCACGCAGCACUUCGGCGCCUCCAUGGCGCUCCCUCACAUGCCCUCCUACCCUCCGCACCUCCCGCCUCCUCCCCCACCUGGCUUCUCUCUCCAGCCCCCACCUCCUCCCCCGGGCGUGCCCCCUCCCAUGCCACAUAUGGAGCUCCACCCGGAGUACCCCAUGGCACCUCACUUGUACGACUACGCCAACUCCGUGGAGCUGAUGAGCCAGUACGCAGGCACGUCCUUUCAGAUGCAGGCGCACAUGCUCAGCCGUCUGCACCAGCUGCGGGAAAAGCACACACCUGGUUCGGAGUACCCGCCCUCUUACCACCUUCACUCUCUGCCCCCUCCCCCACACGCGCCGCACCCCCACCACUCCUACAUGGACCAAGACGGAGCUGCAGGGAACCACUACGACCAGGACCACCGCUACAUGCCUCCUCACCUGCCCGCGUACUCGUACCCGGACCCUCAUGCCUCUCAGCUGCCCCCUCACCAUCCCCAUGCCAUGCCGCCGCCCACCCACUCCCCGUGGCCGCCUCAUGUCAUACCCCAGCACUACCCCUCCCAUUACCCGCCCCCGACAUACGGCGCCGUGCCAGGCGUAGACGGCGAACAGUACCCCAUGCCCAUGAUGGUUCAGAACCCUCACGAGGCCACGGUCCAGUUGGUUCUCUCUGCUCUCAUAGACGAGAUGAAGAACAUCAUGCAGAGGGACCUAAACCGAAAGAUGGUGGAGAACGUUGCCUUCGGAACCUUCGACGAGUGGUGGGAGCGUAAAGAGAGGAAGGCCAAGCCGUUCCAGACGGCGAUGAGGGCUGUGUCGGUGGUACGUGACGAGGAGAAGAAGGAGAAGACAACAACGACGACAACGAGCAGCCGGCCACGCGAACCCUUGAUGUCUCUGGUGGACUGGGCCAAGAGCGGAGGCAUGGAAGGGUUCUCUCUGCGCGGGGCGCUGCGUCUGCCUUCGUUCAAGGUGAAAAGGAAAGAGCCUCAGGAGCUGGAAGAAGACGAGUCACUGAAGCGAGUCAGACCCUCAACUCCACCAGACGAGGAGGAUGAAGACUUGUAUCAGGGUAAAGUGUCGGACAGCACGAGCCGACCUGAGGUGACCCGAGCGGCUGAGAGAGACGCAGGACAGAGGAGGAAAAGACCCAAACGACGUAAACCUUACGACCUGGACAGUGAAGGAGAGGAGACGUCUGAUGAGUCGUCUUCAGAAAAGGAGGAGGAUGAAGAUGAUAGCGAAAAGGACGAGUCUGAGGACGAAGCCCUCAGUGCGGACAGCGAUGACGAAAGCCUGUCAUCUUCAUCCGACAGCUUGUCUUCAUCCUCUUCCUCCUCGUCCUCAUCUUCGUCUUCAGAUGAGGAGGACGAGGAGGAGCUGGAGCCGGCGGACGAGAGCGAGGCCCUGGACACGAUGGACGAAUCAACGAUGGACAGCGUCGCCACAGAGAAGGAGAAGGAGAAGGCGAGUGUCGGGGAGACGCCUGCUGCGGCUGUUGCUAUGGAGGGUGAUGCUGAGGUCAAAACAGAAAUUAAGACGGCCCCUGCUUCAUCUGGGGAUCACCGGCCGCCGUCUCCUUCUUGUCCUCGUCCGUCUUCUCCCAUCCUGCCUCCUCUGAAGAAGCGCCGCAAGACCGUGUCCUUCUCCAUGGAGGAGAGCGAAACCAAACCCUCCGUCCACGUCCCUGCUGCACCCCUCUCCCCCUCCUCCACCUCCUCCACCGCUUCUCCAUCUCUCCUCCUCUCUCCUGUUAAAUCUCUCCCACCGGAUCAGCUCAUUUCAUCAUCACCCACCACGGCCGCCCUAACCCCGUCUGCCAAACCUGCCCCGAUGCUCCGCCCUUUUGCUUCGCGCCCAACCAAGGCCACACCCCCGUCAGCCUCGCCCACCUUGGUCCUCACGGUUCCUCCUCCUGUGCGCUCGCUGCGUCCGGAGGAACCCAGGAAACGUUCUCCGUCCCCACAGACCACCCCUGUCAAGUCUCCUUCCAGACGUGGCAAAGAAUCCCCGAGAACUCCUCCGACUCCUGUCUGUCUCACAGUCCAGAACCUUCCGCUGGACCAUGCCUCUCUGGUCCGGGUGGCCUACGAAGAGCCCGCGCCCAUCCCAACUACACCCAAUCAGAAAGGGCGUCCACGAGGCAGGCCUCGGACCGUCAGUUCGUCCGCUCCCUCCACGCCCUCGCUGCUGGAGGAGGAUGAGUACGAUGAUGAUGAAGACGAGCUUCUGGAGCAGAGACUGAAGCUUAGGGAGCAGCUCGGAGCGUCCAGUCUGCUGCAGCUAGCCUCUGCGCCCACGCCCGAUCUUUCCGUGCUGGCCCACGUGGCUGCCGAGAUGGACAUGGAUGAUGCCGUCGACUCGGAGGAGACGGAGACAUCAGACGAGGCCGAAGAACACAAACUGGACGUUGAAGACACGCAGACUCUCCUGUUGGACCCGGUUGGAAUGCUCGUCCUCCAAGAGCACAACUACUCCAAAUCCACAGCUCUUCACGUUCCUCCUGUUUCUCCUGCAUUCGCUGCUGGAGACAAGAAGAGGACGAAACCGGACGCCGCCGUGUUGCUGCCCACAGACUUUAAUCAGCACUGCGUCCAGGAGGCUCCGGAGGAGAUCAUCGGGGACGCUCGGGCGGACACGCCAGAGCUCUACGGCAUGGGGCUCAUUGGGGACGAGGCCGGAGAUUCGGCCGAGGCGCGUACCUUCAGUCCCGCUUCCAAACGCAGAGGCUCGUUCAAGAGGGAGGAAUCCGUGGAGAAAGGGAAGAAUAAAAAGAGGACUAAGAAAGAUAAAGAGAACGUGGAGCUUCACCCGCCUAAAAAACAGAAGCAGGAGCACGGCAGGAAGCAGAAGAAGGGGAAGUUAGAGGACUUCGCCAUGGAGGAGGACGUGGACGUGGAGCAGCUGGAGAUGGCUGAUCUGUCCAGCACCACCUCCGACACGGCCGACUCGGACUUUGGCGUGGAAGAGCGCCUCGGGUUCGAACGUGAGGAGGUGAGGAAGAGCGAACGUCUCUUCCUGCAGGAAGCCGGAGUCACACCGUCCACCCAGAGGAAGACCGACCUGUCCCCGCCCACUUUGCCGCCCUAUCUGUACUCGUACAAGCAGCGCAGCGAGUUCGAGCAGAUGACCAUCCUGUACGACAUCUGGAACACGGGCCUGGACCAGGAGGACAUGCGCCUGCUGAAGGUCACGUACGAGAAGCUGCUGCAGGACGACCACAACACGGACUGGCUCAACGACACGCACUGGGUCCCUCACACUAUCACCAACAUCCCGAACCCGCGGCGUAAGAAGAAGGCGCCAGGCGGGCAGCUGAGGCAGCACGUCACAGGGUCCGCCCGUAGCGAGGGUUACUACGCCAUCAGCCGUAAAGAGAAGGACGUGUAUCUGGACCUGGACCUCCCGGAGGCCAUGCAGGAAGCCGCGGACUACGACGUGUCGGGUUCGAACCGUGUGCUUUCAGAGAGGCGCUCCGAGCAGCGGCGUCUCCUCAGCGCCAUCGGCACGCCUGCCGUCAUGGACUCGGACCUGCUGAAACUCAACCAGCUCAAGUUCCGCAAGAAAAAACUGCGCUUUGGUCGCAGUCGCAUCCACGAGUGGGGUCUGUUCGCCAUGGAGCCCAUCGCCGCAGACGAGAUGGUCAUCGAGUACGUGGGUCAGAAGAUCAGACAGAUGGUGGCUGAUAAUCGGGAGAAGCGCUACGCACAGGAGGGCAUCGGGAGCAGUUACCUGUUCCGGGUCGAUCACGACACCAUCAUCGACGCCACCAAAUGUGGAAACCUGGCUCGCUUCAUCAACCACUGCUGCACUCCGAACUGCUACGCGAAGGUGAUCACCAUCGAGUCCCAGAAGAAGAUCGUCAUUUACUCCAAACAGGCCAUCGCCGUUAACGAGGAAAUCACGUACGACUACAAGUUCCCCAUUGAGGAGAACAAAAUCCCCUGCCUGUGCGGAACGGAGAACUGCAGAGGAACGCUCAACUAAAGUCCCGCCCCUUUCCCGUCACGCAGGCACCACAGCAUUAUGGGUAACGUGUCUCAAGAGGAAGUCCCGCAACUCGGAUACAUUUCUGCUUUAUACAGUUAACAAACAGGACACGCCCACAGUGCGUCUCCAUAGUAACGCCGUUUUUGAAGGUUUUUUUCUUUCCCCUCCCGCGGAGUAAGACGCAGAGCUCUGAUUGGUGGAAUCCGAUCAUAUUUAAACCCUUUUUUUUUCUAUUUUUUUUUUUUAAAGAAUCUGUUUUUGAAGUAUUUUUUUCCCCCUCAAUGCUCGCGAUCCUCCUUGCACAUUACCUGAGCAAAAAUAAUGGCACCUUUAACAGGUUAAGAACAACAUGGCGCUUCUUUACUUCCUGUCUCAGGUUGUUCCUUCAGCCUAAAGAUAAAUGAGUUCAGAACGACUCUCCGUUGUUAUUAUUAUUAUUAUUAUUAUUACAUGUUCAGCUGCUUGUUUAGUUCCUGUUUUAAUUCCAUAUAUUAUAAAUUCAUCAGUUGCACUGUGUUAAACAACAGAGAUUAAUUUAUAGACGUAUAAAUAUUUGUCGCUUUUCUUAACACUGAUUAACCCCCGGAGUGAUCGCUAAUGUUAGCUAGCGAAUCAUAUUGAACCUCAUAUCAAAGCUAGCUGUUCGCUUUUAUCUUGAUGUGUUGUGGCUUUAGAUUUAGCUCAUAAUCCAUUAAUCAUCAUCGAACCAAGAGAAGAAACAUCUGUUCUUUAUACUAAACUCUUACUUAGUAAAGUUUUAAUCGUUAAAACUUAAUUUUCCGUUGGCUGCGUGAAGGUGAUGUGUCAAUAUUUUUGGCAGUUGAAUGAAGCUGCACUUAUUAUUCAUAUGGCUUUGUUGCAAAAAGCAAAAAAAACAAUUUUAUUAGUGUUCUGAGCUCAGAAUUUAAUAAAUAAUAAUAAUAAUAAUAAUAAUAAUGGAGGUUUUUCUGGAUCGUUCUGUUUUCAGCCUCGUGUGUUUAAUCAUCAUUUCAGACCCUUUUUUUUUUUUUUGGUUGUUUUUUUUGAACCUGCAGGUUUAAACUCUCACGACUCCGCACUCAGAGAAUUUUUCGAAUCGAGACCAUGUACCGUGUGUGUGUAUAAUAUAUAUAUAUAUAUAUAUAUAUAUAUAUAUAAAAAUAUCAGUACAGACUCGCACAGAAAAAAAGAAACAAAAAAAAAGGUCAAAAAUGAAAGUGUGUAAAUAUUGUAGAGGUGUUUGUUUCUCGUAGAAACGCACUGGUUCCGCUCUGUAAAUAUGUUCUUCCUUUUCCUACUUUUCCCUCAUCGCCGGAAAAAAAAGAAAUUGUACAUACCGAUCAUUCACUUAUUUGUUUUAUUAUAAUUUUUUUUUAUUUGAUGUAUUUUAAUAUUAUUUGCAAUAUUUUUCUUGUAUUAAUGCGUUGAAUCCUUUAUUAAUGGUGCAUUAAAAUAUUUUUUAGAAAAA